AUAGUACAUAGGAGACAAAAAAACAAAAACCUUAACAAAACGCUCAGAAUUGGUAGUUCGGCUUCGGCGGCAGAGAGCUGACGUCAAAAGCAAGCAAGCACCUGCCUUUCAAACCAACACCUGUAGGCUUUAGUCUUCCACAAGCAACACGUAUAAUCAACCCCUUCCCCCUGCCCCCCCAAACAACGCCUUCUUUCCCUCCCCGGCCCUUUAUAUCAACACAAAUUCUCGUCUCAUCUUAUUGCAAAAACAGACAACAGAACACAGAGAGAACAAAUUAACAAGCCUGUUGGGAAGUCUGAAAAUGGCGGUUGAAAAUGGUGGAAGAAGCCUAAUGGGAACUCUCUUAGCAGUCAACUUUGUGGUGUAUCUCAUUUUACUGGGACUCGCCGGUUGGUCUCUCGAUAAAUACAUUGACGGCGAGCAGGAUCACCCCCAUCUUGGUGGGAAUCCCUCAACAAUUUUCCUUUUAAUAUUUGCUUUAAUUGCUGGAGUGAUCGGAGCAUGCUCAGUCUUUUCGGGUUUUUUGCACCAACGGGUGUGGAAUAGUGUUAGUCUCGCUAGUGCAGCUUCAUCGGCAAUUCUUGCUUGGGCUACGACUGUCCUUGCUUUUGGUCUUGUUUGCAAGCAGAUUAUAAUGGGAGGACAUAGAGGAAAACGCCUACAAACCUUGGAAGCAUUUAUCAUAAUAUCAGGACUCAACCAGCUACUAUAUUUGCUGCUUCGACAUGCUGGCAUGUUUAGCAGCAGAUUCGGGCCAGCUUACCACAGCUGAGACACUCAAUAUGGUGGCUCCAAUCAGAGCGACGCCUCCAGAAAACUGGCUUUCCAUCUGAUAUCAGAUAAAGGACUCUACUCUGAUAAAUCCCUAGCCGGGUUAUUGCUCUUAGUAAUAUGUCAAGAGUACCAUUACAUUUAGCCAAGUGUGUUUUUUGUUCUAUUGGAUUUUAAUUUUUAACAAAGGGCAUACAUUGGAACCCAAAUCAUGUAUUACAGACACCAAAGAUUCAUAGAAACCCCUUUGAACUAAAUUUGAUCUUCCAAUCCAAUCCAUAUUUUUCAGUGCAACCACCAAAUUGAUGGCAAAAAA
Messenger RNA from Olea europaea var. sylvestris, 1090 nucleotides. RefSeq lists its product as uncharacterized. The record is from RefSeq and is a predicted model, not a curated record. Bases 305 to 775 code for a protein of 156 amino acids. Lineage: Eukaryota; Viridiplantae; Streptophyta; Magnoliopsida; Lamiales; Oleaceae. The transcript is spliced from 4 exons.